AUGAACGAGAAUAUGUUGAACAAUCUAGGAGGUCCGGCAGGUGCGAAUACGACGAGCAGUUCGUCAAGCACGUUCAAGAAGAAAGAUCAUGGAGGUGGCUACUACAAGAGUGCUCCUAGCAGCAACAAGAGCAACAUGAUAAGUGUUGACGCUUCAACACUACGAGCCAUCAAGGAAGAAGUCGGUAGUCUACAAUCUAGUUUACACCGCACGCGCUCACAGAUCCCGGAGCUACAGCGUCGCUUGCAGGAAGAGGAGGCGAAAGUAAUCGCAUUGCAGUCGAGGGGAGCAGAAGAGUUGCGACAGAAGGAUUUGCGCAUUCGUGAACUCGAACUCGCAAACGAGGCAGCGAAAACAGACCUGCCGCUAGGUCCGCAACUGCAGGAACUCUACACGGAUUUAAGUAGGGCGCGAGAAAGGGAGCAGACUCUCAUUGCGGAGAAAGAAGAAGUGCAGCAGAGGUAAACAUCAUUUUGUUGGAUACUAGGAUGUACUCAGGGUGAUCUCCGAUAGAUGUGCAAGGCUUAGACAAGGUACUCAAGUUUCCGCUCCAGCAUACAAAGUAUCAACUUGCAUUAUAACAUCUUCUUUUUGACGAACUUACGAACAAAAAAUAAUCGUAAGGUCUACCGCACAAAUCGCAGAAUUACAAUCUACUGUUGACGAGCAGAAAGGAAGACUCGGGAAAUAUGAGGAAUUACAACGAAAAUGGACUCAAGCAGCACGCCUCGACGAACAGAAAAUGCGAGACCUUCACGCCAGGAUUGAAGAGUACUAAUUUAUUGUGAUGUAGUUGUGGACGAAUUCCAUACAUUCUUAUGUAAGUAUGAUUUGUGGUCUUAGAAAUACUAGAACUUGGCAUUUUGACGACCGCUGAAGAUUCCUUUUUUUGCUUCUCACAGGUUGGAGACAGCGCUUGGGAGAUCCUGAUGACCUGCCAUUUGGGAGAAUACACGCUGAAAACGCAAUGUGCAUACGCAGCCUUGAGGAUCUUAGAUACAUACUUACACAAAAUUGGAAUUGUGACUUCGAUAUUAGUAAAAGGUAGCCCACCUAGUAGUUGCAUAAUCGACAGAUAGAAUUUUCACACUCACACAUAGAUGAAUCAAUAGUGUGUUGCAAGGAGAACGCUGACUCAAUACCACCGUGUUUAUUCUUGCAAUACUCAACGCGAGCCUUUUAAUAUGAUAAGUUUGAUCUUCAUAAUACCAUACGAAUGCCCUCGCUCAUACCCAGACCAUAAUGGCAAGCACAUCAACGAAAUCGAAUUCGUGGCCUCCAUAAGUACAUGGGAUACACUGACCUCAUUUACAGCACUAUGCCGAUGAUCAAUCACACUAAGAG
Molecule: messenger RNA, 1344 nt
Organism: Amoebophrya sp. A25
Lineage: Eukaryota; Dinophyceae; Syndiniales; Amoebophryaceae
Source: the annotation of a GenBank genome assembly